AUGGUCUUCAAUGUAUUCAAGGCAAUGAGCUAUCCCAAGGAAGCAAUAGGAGAAUGCAUGAUAGUGGACACCAUAGAACAAAUAGUCCAAGGAGUCUUGGAAGAAGAGCAAUACGAAGGAAGUAUGGAAUUGGAGCAACAAGCACCACGUGAAGAACCACCACAAGGAACCAUGGAAAGUUUAAUCAUGACAAACUACAAGAAUAACAAUGGAGAAGGGGCACCAAAAUUAGAGCUAAAAACCCUACCUCCAAGCUUGAAAUAUGCCUAUCUAGGUGACAACAGCACCUACCCAGUGAUCAUUAACUCAAGCUUGAGCAAGGAGCAAGAAGAGGAGCUCAUCCAAGUGCUGAAACAACACAAGGAUGCUAUAGGCUGGACACUCACAGACUUAAAAGGGAUCAGCCCCUCAAUAUGUAUGCACAAGAUCCUACUUGAGGAGGGUGCUAAGCCCUCAAGGAAGCUCAAUGAAGCCACCAGGAAGGACCACUUCCCCCUACCAUUCAUGGACCAAAUGCUUGAGAGGCUGGCUGGACAUGAAUACUACUGCUUCCUUGAAGGUUAUUCGGGUUACAACCAAAUAGUUGUGGACCCAAAUGACCAAGAGAAAACUUCAUUUACUUGUCCAUAUGGCGUUUUUGCUUACAGGAGGAUGCCCUUUGGACUGUGCGAUGCACCUGCAACAUUCCAAAGGAGGUUUAUUAGAGACUUCUCCAAGGUUGCCAAGCCAUUGAGCAACCUACUUGUCUCUAAUGUGCCUUUUGUUUUUGAUAAUGAAUGCAUGUCAGCCUUUGAGGAGCUUAAGAACAAACUUUCCUCUUUACCUAUCAUAGCACCACCAUGUUGGGAUCUACCCUUUGAGUUGAUGUGUGAUGCAUCAGAUUUUGCUGUGGCACUCAAAUACUUGCUUACCAAACAAGAGUCCAAGCUAAGGCUAAUAAGAUGGAUCCUGCUACUCCAAGAGUUUGACAUCGAAAUUAAGGAUAGGAGUGGAGCAGAGAAUAAAGUUGCUGACCACCUCUCAAGGAUCCUACAAGAAGAAGAAGGAGCACACCAUCUUCCCGUGAAUGAAAGCUUCCCGGAUGAGCAACUGAUGAUGAUACAAGAGACCCCUUGGUGUAUAUCCCAUGGAGAAGGGCAAGAAGUGCUUUGGCAAUGUCAUGGAUCUACAUAUGGAGGCCACUUUAGUGGAGAAAUAACAGCAGCCAAGGUACUCCAAUGUGGAUUCUACUGGCCAAGCAUUUUCGAGGAUGCAAAGGACUUGGUGUCAAAGUGUGAUGAAUGCCAAAGGGCUAGCAAUCUACACAGGAAUAAUGAGAUACCACAGAGAUUUAUUCUGGAGCUAGAACUAUUUGAUGUAUGGGUGGAGGCUAUUGCCACUACCACAAAUGACAAUAAGGUCGUAAUGAGCUUCUUAAGAAAGAACAUUUUCAACAGGUUUGGAGUUCCCAGGGCACUCAUUAGUGAUGGAGGGACACAUUUCUGCAAUAAACAGCUGGAAGCACUCCUUCUCAGAUAUGGAGUCAAACACAAGGUGGCAACCCCUUAUCAUCCGCAGACCAACGGGCAAGCAGAGAUUUCCAACAGGGAGCUAAAAUGGAUUCUUGAAAAAACUGUUGGAAGCUCAAGGAAGGACUGGUCUAAGAAGCUAGACGAUGCUUUAUGGGCCUACAGGACAGCCUUCAAGACCCUCGUUGGGAUGUCACCAUACCAACUGGUAUUUGGCAAGGCUUGCCACUUGCGAGUUGAACUGGAGCAUAGAGCCUUCUGGGCUCUAAAAGUACUGAACUUUGAUGAGCAAGCGGCUGGGAGAUUGAAUGGUUCCCACUUAAUAGAUAACAAGCAGGUCAAAGUGUACUUACACUUUGGAACUCAACAUAUUCAGAGGGCACAGUGGGAUAAGGGGAAAACUUAUUGGUAUGUUAGCUAUGUGAGGGAGAAGUCCAUUGACUAUAGUCCCUCUAACAUAGCAAGGGUGCUGAUGGUGAAAAUGAUCAACUCCACUUGGAGUUAUGAGGAGAGGAUGAAGCAACCAGACCUAGGAUUUGAUGAAAUCCUUAAUGAAAUCUGUGUACUAAAUGUGCAAUGGAUCAAUGACAAAGAUGAAAAACCCAACCAGCUGAGGAGAAGGGACUUGAGCCCCCAAGCUAGGGGGUGGUUAGACUUUGUGAGAAGAUCUUUGAUCCAUACAUCAAACACAUCUGAGGUGACCAAAGAGAGGGCUGUACUUAUAUGCAGUAUAAUGAAAGGAGAGGACGUAAUUGGAUAG
Arachis duranensis is the source of this 2268-nucleotide messenger RNA. RefSeq lists its product as uncharacterized. The coding region runs from base 1 to 2268 and encodes 755 amino acids. The transcript has 8 exons. Gene Ontology annotation, biological process: DNA integration. Gene Ontology annotation, molecular function: nucleic acid binding. The record is from RefSeq and is a predicted model, not a curated record. Lineage: Eukaryota; Viridiplantae; Streptophyta; Magnoliopsida; Fabales; Fabaceae.